Messenger RNA from Durusdinium trenchii, 495 nucleotides. NCBI's taxonomy places the organism in Eukaryota, Dinophyceae, Suessiales, Symbiodiniaceae. The record is from the annotation of a GenBank genome assembly.
GUUUACGGCGAGUGGGGAGAGAAGAAGAUUGAUCUUUGGCGCUCCUUCCUCCAAGAAGGUCAUGUGGUCAUCGAAGUCGGUGCUCAUGUCGGUACUUUGACCUUGCCCCUGGCCCAGUUGGUGGGCGACAGGGGACGCGUGGUAGCCUUCGAGCCCUUCUACCCCUCCUUUGCUGCUUUGGUGGCCAACACCGCGUUAAAUGGCCUGGAGAACGUGGAGGUGCAUCGGGCAGUGGUGGCACAUGAAGCUGGGCACAUGAUAAUGGAUCGUGGUCUCCUGGCAUUCCAGCAGCACGACUUCUUCAACUAUGGCUCCAUGGGCUUCCAAGGCGUCGAGAUCCGACCUAUGGUUGAGAGGCCUGCAGUGCAUUGGGACGUCUAUGCAGUCAUGAAGCUGGACCCUUGGGUGGUGGAUGUGUGCUCGAGAAACCAUCAAGUUUCAGGUGUAAACCUCCUUCAAGAACGGUUUGGCAAGGAGCUGGUGCUUCUAGUUUGA